Protopolystoma xenopodis is the source of this 624-nucleotide messenger RNA. Lineage: Eukaryota; Metazoa; Platyhelminthes; Monogenea; Polystomatidea; Polystomatidae. The record is from the annotation of a GenBank genome assembly.
AUGUCUGUACAGGCCUGUCUCGUCUCUAGCUCUUUGGGCCACGCUCCUCUUCCAUCAGCGUUGGCGCAUCCCGGUGUUAGCCAGGCUAGAAUCCAGCCUCCGUUGUCAGUGCCGGGCAAGGCCAAACCUUCCGGUGCUACUCUAUUCCUUUAUCAGCCACAGACGACCUCUGGGCUCUCUGCUGGUCAAUCGGAUCUGAUAUUUCUCGCCACAAGUGCUGGUACCGCUGCCUCCCUCACCAACACCAUCACUACCACUACUGCGACCCUUGCCAACUCUGCCCCACAUCGCCUCACAAUGGGCCUGGCCAGCACACAUACCGAAUCCAGUAUGGUGGUCCCGGGCACCUCGAAUACUUCUAUCGCUUCAGUUGCUGCUACAAUCACGCAACCUCCCUCCACCAGAAUCAAACAAAUACAGGCGCAACAACACCAGCAUAACUUCCAGCCUAAUCUGCAACAACAACAGCAACAUCUAAUUCCCGACUUCCGGCUUCCAACGAUUCCUAGCUCUCGCCUUACUUAUCAAAGUCAGGUCCAGAGCUCAGUCCAACAGGAUACUUCUCCAGCUGGCCCACUUUCCGUUGCCGGGUACACCGUUUUAGCACGAGCUGGUAAGUAUUGA